AUGGAGAGAUGGAAGUCUAGUGUGGAGGUAUCACCGAAUUGUCCGAGGUGUGGCUCUUCCAAUACCAAAUUCUGCUAUUACAACAAUUACAGCUUGACACAACCGAGGUACUUCUGCAAAGGCUGUAGAAGAUAUUGGACUAAAGGAGGGUCCCUUCGGAACGUGCCAGUCGGAGGUGGCUGCCGCAAGAACCGAAGAGGUAAGUCGUUACUAAGGAUGCCGACUGAUGGUCAUGUCCCCUCCAAGUGUUUGUCAAGCGGUUUAGUUCCUCAUUACGAUCACAAAGUGAAUACCUUAUCUGAGUCUAAUAGCUCCUCAGCAAUGUCUGAUGGUUCUCAUAUUGAUCUGGCACUCGUUUUCGCAAACUUUUUGAAUAACAAACAACCGGAAAACACGUCUGGUUUCGAUGUGCCGGGAUUUCCUAGCGAGUUCGAUCCAUCUAAAGAGUUCAUAAAUGUGGAAUCGAAUCUUCAGCUACCAGGAGAGAAUGGUCUCAAUGAAUGCCUAGCGCAGUCCGAUUUGUCCAUGGAAAAUCAUUUGAGCAACAAUGAUCAAAUAUACUAUUCUGGAUUAGAAUCAGUUCACAAGCAUCAAGAUGGAGUUCAACAAUGUACGGGUCAUGAAACAAGCAAAUAUGCGUUGCCGCCUUUGCCAGGUGAUGAUUUAUCUUGUCAAGAAUAUUUACUGUGGCCAAAUUCUCAUUCCUUGCAAGCAACUCAAGAGCCAGUACUUCUAGAACCUGCAGACACUCACGACCCAAAUCUGCUGUUUGGUAACUGGAGCCCAUUUGAUUUGUCUAGUGAUGAUACUUUCACCAGGACUUGA
Molecule: messenger RNA, 825 nt
Organism: Hibiscus syriacus
Lineage: Eukaryota; Viridiplantae; Streptophyta; Magnoliopsida; Malvales; Malvaceae
Product: dof zinc finger protein DOF3.5-like
Exons: 1
Coding region: 1-825 (274 amino acids)
Biological process (GO): regulation of DNA-templated transcription
Molecular function (GO): DNA binding; DNA-binding transcription factor activity
Source: RefSeq, a predicted model, not a curated record